Gilbertella persicaria is the source of this 6090-nucleotide messenger RNA. RefSeq lists its product as uncharacterized. NCBI's taxonomy places the organism in Eukaryota, Fungi, Mucoromycota, Mucoromycetes, Mucorales, Choanephoraceae. Gene Ontology annotation, cellular component: nucleus. The record is from RefSeq and is a predicted model, not a curated record. The coding region runs from base 36 to 6044 and encodes 2002 amino acids. Gene Ontology annotation, molecular function: protein serine/threonine kinase activity; protein binding. Gene Ontology annotation, biological process: DNA damage checkpoint signaling; protein phosphorylation; telomere maintenance. The transcript is spliced from 19 exons.
GCAGAAUUCUUUCGUCUCUUUUUAUUGUUUAGUUCAUGAGCUACCUUGAAGAUCCUGAAGACAUCAUAAGCCAAUGUUUACGGGAGAACGAUCCCAUUCAAGAGAUCUACAGUUCCCUCAAGAGCUUUAUGCAGUUGGAUAUUCGACCUGAAUUCUGCUCAACUUUAUUUGUACCCACUAUUCAUCAUGCAGCUAAAAAUGCUCAGUCAGCAAGUCAAAUUACAAUAUAUAGCAAAGUACUUGAAGAUCUAUACAAUUAUGUAUUAAGAGACGAUCCUUCUGACGAUAAAUUCUUGACAGAAGCAAACCAAACAAUCAAAGAGCUUGCGUCUAUACUGAGAAAAGACAAGAUCAAAUUCAAAUAUUUCGCUGAAUUACAGAGCCUUUAUCCGCUUAAAAUAAUGAGUUUAUUGGACAUCAAUAUUCAUUUUAUCUCAACACUGAUUGUACAAAAUCGUAUUCUUAUGUCUGAUCCAGUCAUUACAACAGUCUGGAAUUUGGUUUCUUUUGUACUUGCCCAUCUUAUUAAACUUCAUUAUCAGUCAGAAACCUUGAUCAAGGCUUCGCUUGAUUUAAUUGUAGUCUGUAUCCAAGAGCGCUUACUUGUUUGCCCUGACAAUUGGGCUUUGGGAACACAUUUAGAAAGCCUGUUGCUUCUGUGGGAUCAAGGUAACUUAUUGGAGGAUCAUAAAGACAAGAUAGCCAUUGCUAUUUCGAGUCUGGUUGCAUUCAGUCCAUCCAAUCAUGAAGGCGAUAUAAUCCAUCUCGCUUCUUUAGCACGCUCUUUGAUUGCUAAAGAGUUACCCAACUGCAAUUAUAUUCGAGCACAAGCAUUGUAUUAUACACUCUGUAUGCUGACAAAGAAUUCAAUUCAAUUUAUGGAUCAAAUUGAGUCACAGUCAUCUUUAGGCAUCAUGAAAGAUAAAAUAACUAUGCUCCUGAUGUCCAGCCAUCCUCCUCUUAAUUCACAAGCCAUGGAUAUUGACCAAGAUGUCUCAGGAACAGCAGCACUUUUGCGGUCUGAUCUACUGAAUGGAAACGUACGCAAUAGAGUCCAGACGAUUGUUAAUCAUCUGACAAGCACACAAACAAAAGAUGAUCAGAACCAUAAUCUGAUUGAACAGAUAAGAGAAAUCAGCAUACAAACAGGCAAUACAGAUGUCUCUGUCUUGUUUUAUUCACAAAUGAAACAAAUCGUUCAAUUUGUUACUCGUAUCUUGUCUGUGGAUUCUGAUCUUGCUGGUAACAUUUCAGAGUUGUUUGGCUAUGACAUACCCCAGUUCUUGUUACAUAAUAUGCAUUUUGCACUGUACUAUGCAAUCACUUGUCACGAUCAGCAUGUCCUGGCCAAUCUUGCCUUGGCAUUGGAAACAAAGGUUGUCACUCUUUGCCAACAGAAUGGACAUCAUAUCAUUAUCGCACUUACUAUGGAAGAAGAUCAAACAGUGGCUCAGUCUGUUAUUGAACGUCUGAUUAAAAUUCUUCGAGUGAAAGAACCUAUUCGACAUUUGGCACAAAAACACAUGACCAAAAUCACAAUUAGCCUGGCCAUGAAUUUAGGGGAUGUGAAGCAGAAACAGAAGGCUAUUGAUGCUUUACGGAACAUGAGCCACAUUACGAAUGUGAAGUUGUCUGAGCAUCUUUCGCUAUAUAUGCUUGGUAUCUUGGAAAAAGUCAAUGGCUAUAUUUCUACUAAAAGAAAUGGUAAUCAAAAGAUUCAUUAUCCUUUUGCAUUAGAAUCAAUGAUUGAAAUCAUGGUUCUGCUUGAUGAAAAACUAGAGAAUUAUAUACUGCAUUUGAUCAAAUUAUUUCAAGGUGUCAACAAAUUGUCUGGCAUGCAAUCACAAGCAUUAUCAUUAUGGACCAUGUUUAUCAGCUGUGUGACGAAAAACAUAUUAGCGCAGCAUUUGAAUACAAUCACACAGAGUUUGAUUGACUUGUUUCGAGUCUCUGAAGCCAAGAUACGUCAAAAGGUCAUACAAACACUUGAAGAUUUAUUAGUUACAGGAUAUACAUUUGAAGCAAAUCAAUAUUCAAACUUGCCAUUAUUACCUCAGUUUAAAGAAUUCAACGCUUUAAAGCAACAUAUUAAAGUUAAGGCUACAUCUGCAAACCCACAAACACUCUAUAAGCAAGAACUAGAGCACAUCCUGAAAGAUCUUUGUGAAGCAGAUGAUAUGCCUAUUCAAAUCGCAUUAGACAAGUUACAAAAACUAUUGACAGACUAUCCAAAUGAAAGUCUGCACCUGGAAACGCUUUAUUCUCGAUUGCUCUAUAUCCUGCACAAGUACGCAACCCAUAAACCUAUUUCUCUUAAAGCUGCCAUUUGCCUUGGUAAACUAGGGGCUUUGGAUCCUGGCCUGAUCAGUGUAUCUACCAUUGACGAUACAGUGUUUAUCAUGAACAACUUUAGACGAGAAGAUGAAGUAGGCGAGUUUGUAUGUGACUUGAUUACCAAUUAUCUUUAUCCUGCCCAUAAUGCUUCCAACGAUAACAACAUGCGUGCAUGUAUUGAAUAUGCUAUCAAGCCUCUUUUAGAUUGUGCUAGAUUUCAGCCUAUCGAAAAUAUGACAAAGUCAGAUGAACGAGUCAAUCCUGCUGCUUAUCGAUGGCGAAAACUACCUAAUUCAAUUCAACAGUUCAUAGCACCAUUCUUUGUGGCUGCAUAUGAAGCCACAUGGGAAACGCAUACAAGUGCAUAUCCUAUCUUUGCCAAAGCACAGAAUUUUAAGGGCUGGCUACAAGCUUGGUUUCUUCGCAUGGUCCAUAGUUCAGAAGGUGUGGCUAAAGAAGUCUUUCAGGCGUUUAUACCGAUUGUCAAAUCCAAUAUGCUAGACAUCACUCGCCAUUUGAUCCCAUACUUGGUUUUGCAUAACUUGCUUUCUGGCUCUCCUGAAGAUAUACGGGGUAUUAUUGAUGAAUUGAUGAAUGUGAUUCAUGUCAAUGCCAAUUUGAAUCCUCAUCAUGACCUGGGUAAAAACACAUUCAAUCAUUAUGCUCUGCAAGUCUGCGUAGAAACAACAGAGUAUUGUCGUAAAUGGCUGAACCGUGUAGGACGCAACGACCUGGAAAAAGAAAGCCAAGUCAAACGUAUCAAUACUUUUCUACAAGAGAUACCUCGAAGAGAUAUGGGUAUUGCUGCUUUCCAUACCAAGGCUUAUCCUCAAGCAUUAAUGCAGUUUGAGACAUUUAUCAAGGAAAAGAAGAACGGCCAACUGGAUCAUGAUAUCAUGGAUUAUCUAAGACAGAUCUAUAUUCAAAUUGAAGACCCUAUUGACCUUAAGGUUUUAAUGGAUACCUAUACCACUGUGCUUACUUUAGAUGAGCGUAUUACUCGCUAUGAGUCUUUAGGAAGAUGGGAUCAAGCACAAGUAUUGUACAAGGGAAAGAUCCGUGAAAAGGAUUCGGAUUUAUCAGCCUAUAUGGGCUAUAUGGAGUGUCUAAGAAAAUCAGGAAGUUAUGACAAAAUGAUUUAUGAGGCUGAUACGAUGCUUCAUGAUUUACCUCGUUGGCUUCCCAACAUUAAUUCAUAUAAGAUUGAUGCAGCCUGGCGUUUACAAAACUGGGAUAAGCUCGACCAAACGGUAUCUUUGCCUAUACAUCGUGAUAUACCUGCACUGAUAGGCUGUAUCUUGAAUGAUAUGCGUAAAAAGAAUUACACAGAUGCAGCAUCUUGCAUUGAAGAGGCUCGUUAUAAAGUAAUUGAACAGCUUACUAUCUCUCAUAGCAAAUCUUAUCGUAAAUCAUAUCCUCUUUUGUUUGAUUUACAAUUGUUGCAAGAACUCGAAGAAUCACAAAAAAUUUGGGAGCUUACUGACCCUACUGAAGACCUAAACAAACUUGAACAACGAUGGAAAAAGACAUUUAAGAACAUCAUACCUCAUGCUCAAUAUCAACUCAACCUGUUACAGCUACGUAAAGCUGCUUAUUUUGAUAUUCGACCCACGAAUCAAUUCAGUGUCAAUGCUCAUCAAACAUGGCUGGCUAUUGCUAAAAUUAACCGCAAAGCGGGGAACAUGACAUUAGCUGCAGAUGCCAUUCAGCAAGCAGAAGAACAAAGUAAACAAACCCUCUAUCGUGAUAGAGCCAAAUGGCUUUGGAAAGAUGGAUAUCCUAAAGAAGCAGCAGAAUUAUUGCUUUCCAAGAUCAAUCAUGGUGGUGUGGGAUUUGAAGAAGCACUUUUAUAUGUUGAAAUUGAUUUAGAAAAUGAUCUCGAAGGAGACGCCAAGAGUAUGGUCAAGAUCAUCAAUCGAGAAGGGCAGUUUGAUGGCGAAAAAGCUGAAAAAGCUAACCAUAAUUGUGUCAAGUGGUAUGCUAAGCGACUAAAAGAAACUCAAGAUAAAUUUGUCGAAGUAAAUAUCAAAGCCUAUCUUGUGAAAAGAUCUAUCAGUGCACUUGAAUUUGGGUCCAAGUAUUAUUAUAGCUCUAUGUCUACUUUGUUAAAUUGCUGGUUUGAAGUGGCUACAUUAGGCAGUGAGAUCAAGAGCGAAUCACCCAAUAUGGCCCCUGAUAUUACCACAAAGAUAAAGGAAGUAAACGAAAUCAUGCACAGGAUAACUAUCUCUGUUCCUUUAUUUCAAUUUAUUUUAUUUUUGCCAAGAUUUAUUUCUAAUCUCUCAAUUGAUAAUGAUAUGGUUGCAGCAUCUCUCAUGAAAAUAAUUCUUGAAGUUUUUGCUGCUUAUCCUCGAAACACAAUUUGGCUUAUGCUAGGUGCUUUAGAGUCACCUAUUACCAAAGUAAGAACACGAAUCAAGCAAAUCUUUCAAAAAGCCAAAGAAAAAUACAGCCAUACAGUUAUACCUUCUAUCAUUCUCCAAGCAUUCAAGUUGCGAGAAGCUCUGCAUGAUUUAUCCGAAUUCAAUUUUGACCCUAAAUCAAAUUUGGGCUCAAUUGACAUGGCCACGUUUGGAACAGGAUCUUUAUUGCCUCUUCGUGAUCUUGAUCUUUAUAUGCCAAGAGAGAGUUGUAUGUUACCAACACAGCCUGAAGUCAUCAAAAAGUCAGAUAGAAACUUUGAUCCUUUUCCAAGCAAUUUGCCAACAAUUGCACGAAUUGAGCACAAGAUAUUAGUGAUGCGUUCUCUACAAAUGCCAAAACGUAUCACGAUUGUAGGUUCUGAUGGUAAGCUGUAUAAAUUCUUGGUCAAGAAAGAAGAUGAUCUUCGUAAAGAUGCUCGAACCAUGGAAUUUAGCAAUAUGAUCAAUACAUUCCUUCGAAAGAAUCCACAGGCUCGUGAUAGUGGUUUAUACAUUAGAACAUUUGCCGUAGUUCCUUUAGGGCAUCGAUGGGGUUUGAUUGAAUGGAUUGAUAACUUGAAUGCUUUGAAAGCCAUUGUCAACGAUUACUGGGUAUCAGAAGGACAUGCUUCUGUAAAUUCUAUUGGUGCAAAACUCGAAAAGAUCAAGCUGGGCCGAGUGCCCGAAAAACUUCAAGUGUUUGAGAGAUGCUUAGCAAAUUCUCCUUCUGUAUUCUAUAAAUGGUUCUUGAAAAACUUUCCUGAACCUAAUCAAUGGUUAAACAGCAGAACAAGAUACAUAAAAACAUUGGCUGUUAUGUCUAUUGUUGGUUAUUGUAUAGGUCUGGGUGAUCGACACGCUGAAAAUAUCAUGUUUGAUCAAACGAACGGUGAUUGUGUACAUGUUGACCUCAACAUGUUAUUUGAGAGUGGUUCAGGACUUCCUACGCCUGAAAUUGUACCAUUUCGUCUCACACAUAACCUGGUAGAUGCUUUAGGUGUGCUAGGAUAUAAAGGCAUCUUUCAACAUACAUGCGAACUUACACUUCAAGUCCUGCUUAACAAUCGUGAAGCUUUACUGGCAGUGUUUGAGACUCACAUCAAUGAGAUUGAAAGUGCUCGAAAUAAUGGUUCAAGAAAUAUAUUGCGCGUUUCUGGAAGUAAAGCAACACAAGACAUGAUUCGAUUAAGGACAAAGUUUGAUACAAAACCUGAACAAAUCAAUAGUGAAGUGAACCGGUUGAUUAAAGAAGCAACAAGUAAAGAAAACCUUUGUCAAAUGUAUCAUGGCUGGGCUCCAUUCAUCUAACAAAAAAAGGUGCAGUUUAAAGAAAUAAAAGAAAAAGCUUUUUUUU